GCUAUUUCUUCAAAGACCAAAGGCGGUCCCCGUAUAUAUCUGGUAUACAUCAUCAUGUUAUUUAUGUGUCACCAAAUGUCCAUGAAGAAGGAGGCACAGGAGAAGCUCAAAGCCGAGGAGCUCCGUAAGGCGAGAGCCGCUUCUGACAUCCCCAUCAUCUGGAUCUUGGGCGGACCCGGCUGCGGCAAGGGCACUCAGUGCGCCAAGAUUGUGGAGAAAUAUGGAUUCACACAUUUGAGUACCGGCGAUUUGCUGCGCAAUGAGGUCGAGUCUGGAUCGGACAAGGGCCGUGCGCUGCAAGCGGUGAUGGCUAGCGGUGGACUAGUGUCCAACGAUGAGGUGCUGUCGCUGCUCAAUGACGCUAUCGGUCGGGCCAGGGGCGGUGCCAAGGGUUUCCUCAUCGACGGCUACCCCCGGGAGAAGAACCAGGGCAUUGCUUUCGAGACUCGCGUUGCUCCCGCCGACCUGGCGUUGUACUUCGAGUGCUCCGAGGACACAAUGGUGAAGCGCAUUAUGGCGCGUGCCGCCGCCGCUGCCGUGAAGCGGGCCGAUGACAACGAGGCUACCAUUAGGUCACGUCUGAGGACCUUCGCCGAGAACACCCACGCCAUUCUAGAGCAGUACAACGAUAAGACCCUAACGAUCAAUGCCGAGCGGGAUGUGGACGACAUCUUUCUGGAGGUUGUCCAGGCCAUUGACUGUGUGCUAAGGAAUAAGCAGAAGGCCGCCGCCCUAUGCUAGUUGAAGGUGAAAGCAUUGAUUUCCUAAUCAAAGGUACCAAAGAGUUAGAGCAAAGCAACCAAAAUUUUUAAAGCACUUCUUAGUGCGAAUCUCACACAGUCUCAAUAAUGCUGAGCACACAAAUGAAAGCGAAACACCAAAUAAAUUAGUACUUAAUCUAUAAUUUGUUAUCAUA
Drosophila serrata is the source of this 916-nucleotide messenger RNA. Its product is annotated as adenylate kinase 1. Gene Ontology annotation, biological process: ATP metabolic process. Gene Ontology annotation, cellular component: cytoplasm. Lineage: Eukaryota; Metazoa; Arthropoda; Insecta; Diptera; Drosophilidae. The record is from RefSeq and is a predicted model, not a curated record. Gene Ontology annotation, molecular function: ATP binding; AMP kinase activity.